Molecule: messenger RNA, 1176 nt
Organism: Eruca vesicaria subsp. sativa (arugula)
Lineage: Eukaryota; Viridiplantae; Streptophyta; Magnoliopsida; Brassicales; Brassicaceae
Source: the annotation of a GenBank genome assembly
AUGGCGGACACUGAGAUACAAUCACUAGAUGUGCCUUGUACUACUACUGAUGAUGAUAAUGUCCUAAAGGAAGAACCUUUAGAGCCAGAAAUGAACCAAAACCCUACUGAAACCCCCCAGCCCCUUCUUCCUCCCGGGGAUAACGAAGAUGAAGAAGAUGGUCAAGCAGCCAAUGGUCAUGAGGAGAAGAAGAAUGGUGAUGUUGGAGUAGUUCUUCACGCUGAGGAGAAGAAGACAAAUACUGGAGAUGAAAAUGGCAAAAAGCGCAAGACUUGGUUGCUCAGUGAUUCUCAAGCACGAGAAGUUGAUGAAGCAGGGACGCCAGAAGAACAGCAGGCGUUUCUAAGAGAGUUGGCGACCUUUCACAGAGAGAACUACCUGGAUUACAAACCUCUUAAGUUUUAUGGGCAGCCUUUAAACGCUCUCAAGCUAUGGCGAGCAGUCAUUAAACUAGGUGGCCAUGACGUGGUCACCACAUCUAAGCUAUGGCGGCAAGUUGGAGAAUCCUUCAAUCCUCCUAAGACGUGCACAACAAUCUCCUACACAUUCCGCAAUUUCUAUGAAAAGGCACUUUUGGAGUACGAAAAGAGUUUAAGGAAAAAUGGUGAGCUUAACCUUCCUGAUUCAACACACAUUCUGUCUUCAGUCCUCGAGAAAGAGGUUAUUAGUCAUCAAGGUUCAGGAUCAGGCAGGGCUCGGAGAGAUUCUGCAGCUCGUGCUAUGCAAGGUUGGCAUACACAGCGCCUUGUCGGAUCUGAAGAGGAUAAGGGCUUAAUCCCAACGCCAAAGCAUAAGAAACUCAAAAGCAUUGGCCUGCAUAAACACAAUACACCAACUUGCAUGGACCUUGAUGUUUCAGCAGAUAAACAGUCGGUUGCUGAUGUUGUUGAUGAUGGACCCCUUACUGACUGGGUGAAGAUAACUGUCAAAGAAACCAAGGAUUCCUUUGAGAUAUAUGCUUUGGUACCUGGACUUCUUCGCAAAGAGAUUCAUAUUCAAUCAGAUCCGGCUGGACGACUGAUUAUAACAGGGGAGCCCGAGCAGCUUGACAAUCCUUGGGGCAUUACACCAUUCAAAAAGAUCAUUGGAUUAUCAGCAAGAAUCGAUCCGCUUCACACAUCUGCGGUCAUGAGCAUGCACGGUCGGUUGUUCAUACGCGUUCCGUUUGAGCAGUGA